This is a messenger RNA of Asparagus officinalis (garden asparagus), 1039 nucleotides long. Its product is annotated as chlorophyll a-b binding protein 13, chloroplastic. Gene Ontology annotation, cellular component: chloroplast envelope; plastoglobule; chloroplast thylakoid membrane. Gene Ontology annotation, biological process: response to light stimulus; photosynthesis, light harvesting in photosystem I. NCBI's taxonomy places the organism in Eukaryota, Viridiplantae, Streptophyta, Magnoliopsida, Asparagales, Asparagaceae. The transcript has 2 exons. The record is from RefSeq and is a predicted model, not a curated record. The coding region runs from base 77 to 859 and encodes 260 amino acids.
CACCAUCACUCCACAGAGAGAGGGAGAGGAGAAAAUCAACAGAGACCAUCAACUUCACAGAUUGAAGGGGAGAGAGAUGGCAGCAAGCGUUGUUAGACCAACUCCAUUCCUUGGCCAGACCAGGGUCCCAGCGGGCGCAAACCCGCUCCGAGAUGCGGUCUCCAUGGGCAAUGGGAAAUUCACCAUGGGAAAUGACCUCUGGUACGGGCCAGACCGUGUAAAAUACCUAGGCCCAUUCUCUGCCCAAACCCCAUCCUACCUCACCGGUGAAUUCCCAGGUGACUACGGCUGGGACACUGCUGGUCUCUCGGCAGACCCUGAGGCCUUCGCUCGCAACCGAGCCCUCGAAGUCAUCCACGGCCGGUGGGCCAUGCUUGGUGCCCUCGGAUGCAUAACCCCUGAAGUCCUCGAAAAAUGGGUCAAAGUCGACUUCAAAGAGCCUGUCUGGUUCAAGGCCGGAGCCCAAAUAUUCUCAGAGGGCGGACUCGACUAUCUUGGAAACCCUAACUUGGUUCAUGCUCAGAGCAUUUUAGCAGUUCUAGGGUUUCAAGUGUUGCUAAUGGGUUUAGUUGAGGGUUUUCGUAUUAAUGGGCUACCGGGUGUCGGAAGUGGUAAUGAUUUAUACCCAGGUGGGCAGUAUUUUGAUCCAUUAGGGUUGGCAGAUGAUCCGGUUACAUUUGCGGAGUUGAAGGUGAAGGAAAUCAAGAAUGGGAGGCUGGCGAUGUUUUCGAUGUUUGGAUUCUUUGUUCAGGCAAUUGUGACAGGAAAAGGGCCAUUGGAGAACCUUUUGGAUCAUCUUGAUAACCCCGUUGCUAACAAUGCUUGGGUUUAUGCUACCAAGUUUGUUCCGGGGUCUUAAACCUACUUAAGCUCUUUCGGUGUAUCAAAUGCUCUUGAGGGUAUUCGUUGUAGAUUAUUGUUGUUGUGAUGAACUUUAGUUUGUAUCAGAAAAUCAGAGAUAUUUGUGUCAUUGUUAGUGCAUAUUUGUAUCAUCCUUUCAUUCUUAUGUUUCAGGUAACCAUGUGACCAAUGUUUCUCA